AUCUGCCGUAACUCGUGCUUCCUCAAAUAUUAUGACAAUCGUCAACAAACACUGACCUCUGACGUUGCCCUCUCGGUUCUCCCGUCAGCUGUUUCGACCCGUCACUCCAUCCCAAUAAAAAUAAACUUUAGAAACGUUCGUUGAAAGCAUCACAAUCGGUUUCCCUCGAAAAAUCCGCCAGUGAAUGAAAACAAGUGAGAAAGUCGAAAAUUUCACGUGAUUUCUACUCUGUAAAUUGAAUUGUGAGGCCUUCACCCAGAAAAUCCCUGGAACGAGCGUAAACAAACAUAACCUAGAGGACUCACUACCCGUUCAAUCCAUUCCAAGUAAGCCAGAACCAUUCAGUUCCUUCGAUGUUCCUCAGAUGUUUCUCCCAUUAGCCUCAUUUAUCUCCAGAACCUCUGCAAGAUUCCCAUCCCCCAAACGCUCAGUCAUGUCAGCCCAGAUAUCCCUGGACGAGCGAAUGCUAAAGUCCGUUAGGAGGAUUGUCCCAUCCCUAGGUACCACGAAGUACAAGGGUCAGGAUGGCAGGAUAGGAAUCGUCGGGGGGAGUACGGAGUACACAGGGGCUCCUUUCUUCGCUGGAAUGAGUGCCUUUAGAACAGGCGCCGACCUAGUGCACAUUUUCUGCACAAGAGACGCAGGAGGUCCGAUAAAGUCCUUCAGCCCAGACCCGAUAGUCCACCCAAUUCUGGACCACCAGGACGCGCUAAAGCAGAUAAAACCCUGGUUAGACAGGCUGCACGUGAUCCUGAUAGGUCCAGGUCUGGGUCGUGACGAGAAGAUCUUCAAGACGGUUUCCGAAUUGAUUGGGGUCUGCAGGGACCUCAAGAAGCCCCUGAUAAUCGACGCCGACGGUUUGUUCCUGAUCUCCCAGAGGCCAGAGCUGGUGAAGGACUAUCCGGGGCUCAUCCUGACGCCAAAUGCGAUGGAGUUCAGUCGUCUGAUGAAGGCCUUCCUCGAUCGAACAGUCCAGCCAGCUCCAGUCGUCAAGAUCUCCGAGCUGAAGCACCUGGCGGACGCCAUCGGGAAGAACGUUGUUAUUCUCAAUAAAGGGGCGAAGGACACCAUAGUCGACGGCCACAAGGGGACAGAGGCCAUCUGCUGCUCCAUAUCGGGCUCAGGAAGACGAUGCGGUGGCCAGGGGGAUCUGCUUGCUGGUGCUCUCGCUGUGUUCUGGUGGUGGGCCAUCACUGCUGGCCCCAGUGAAAUGGCCCUCUCUGCUCCCAUGACAGCUGCCUACGCAGCCUCGAGACUAACCAGAGAAUGCAAUGCUGCUGCCUUCAAAGAAAAGGGGAGAAGCAUGCUGACGACUGACAUGAUGGAACAUAUACAGCCUGUCUUCAGCAGGCUCUUUGAACCUCCAAUCAACAACAAGUGAGAUGUUGAUGGUUGAUACGAUUUAUUACUAACUAGUGUUUACUCGGGGUUUCUCAAAGCCAAUGAUUUGGGUUUUUUUUAUCCAAAGUUGGAGGAUAGUCGAUGGAUGGUUGCUGUGAUUCAAUUUGGUUUCGAGACAUUUUCGUGUGGUUUUUUAAUUGAGUGCCAGGUGAAUGCAAUACAGCUGAAAAUAAAUUUUUGGUUGGAUUCGAGGAAUACUUGUGUCCCAUUGUGAUAAUAAUAUUUUUCCUCAGCUAUGAACAUUGCGUCAUUCUUCCCCAAUUUUUAAUUUUUGUUCAACGUGAUGCAACUUUCAAGUUUUUCGUGAUUAUUCAAUGAAUACACGUAUGAAAAAAUCGUGUAGAAAUUUUCUAUACGGAUUGCGUAUAGAAUUUCUGUAGGAUUUUCGCAUAUGAGAUUCGGAUAUUUCUAUAGGGAUAUUUUUUAUGCAAAUGAUUUCUGUACGAUUUCUAUAAGUCUGGUCCUAUACGACCCAUUGUCACAUGUAUAGAAAGAUUUCGUAUGGAGUUGCGAUAUUUCUCUACGUUUUUAUCUGGAGCGUUUAGACGUCUUUCGUAUGAAAACAAAAAUU
Messenger RNA from Diachasma alloeum, 1972 nucleotides. RefSeq names its product ATP-dependent (S)-NAD(P)H-hydrate dehydratase (gene Naxd). Gene Ontology annotation, biological process: metabolite repair. Gene Ontology annotation, molecular function: ATP-dependent NAD(P)H-hydrate dehydratase activity. The record is from RefSeq and is a predicted model, not a curated record. Lineage: Eukaryota; Metazoa; Arthropoda; Insecta; Hymenoptera; Braconidae. Bases 365 to 1381 code for a protein of 338 amino acids. The transcript has 2 exons.